AUGGCUGCUGUUCUUCUCGUUUUCCUCGCCAUUUCAGGAGCCUGUGCGAAUCAUUUUCGCGGUGGAACGAUAAACUGGCAACCAACUGGCAUAGAAAACCAGGUGGAGUUUUCUUUCAAACUCGGCUGGUAUUAUGGAAGAGGGCCAGGGUGUUCGACGACGGACAUUGGAAAUUUAACGACUGGUGGUUCCGGACAGUGGUGGAAGUGCACCAGUGGCUGUAGCGGCUCAUUAAACGUAAACGAUAUCAACUACAUCUGUACCGGGGCAAGCAUUGACGAUCAAUGGGAACAGGGAGAGAGAAAUUUCGUGUACAAUUUUACAGGCAUAGGACCAUACACAGUGUCAUUUAGCGGAUGCUGUUGGAUAUAUCCGGAUUAUGGAUCAUCAGGAAACUGGAGUGUAGAAACAAAAAUAUUUCUUGCAAAAAGAAGCGACUUAAAUCAACCGAAUACAAGUCCCGUCACUGCUGGAAAACCCCUGUACAUUGAACCAUACGGGAGACAAGUGAUCCUAACGAUUCCAAUGAUAGAUAGCGAUGGUGAUACUGUGCGUUGUCGAUGGGCUACCGGAAAUGAAUGUGUUUCUGUUUGCAACACCCUUCCUUACGCAACGCUCAACUCUGAAACAUGUACGAUUACCUUCCACUCCAACCACACUUUAAAUGGAAUGUACGCUGUUGCCUUAACUAUUGAAGAUUUCCCAAACUCCAACAUCAUCAUUGGGGGCCAGCUGUACACUCCCGAUGACCACAUGUCGUCUGUACCAUUACAGUUUCUCAUCAAUACUGUCUAUGUAAAUACCUCAGUCAAUACGCCCCCAGUGUUCGUAAACAGCACUCCACCGGUGGGCAGCGUCCUAGCUGUAAAAACACUACAAACCGUUGAAAUACAUUUUUAUGCUUAUAGCAAUCAAACCAUUUCACGAAUUGAUCUUACAUCGCCUGCUGGAAUGACCUACACGUCACUACAAAAUGACUCCUGUCCUGAUGUCUACUACAUUGUGACGUCAUGGACACCAUCUGAGAAGCAAACUGGUUCCCAUAUUUUGUGUGCUGCUGCAGUUGACAACAAUGGAUUGACCAGUAACUACCAUUGCAUUGCCUUACGGGUCUCUGAGGUAAGCCCAUGUGAUAGUAAUCCAUGCACUAAUAACAAAACUUGCAUAAAAGAUGGACUGAAUUAUACAUGUGAAUGUCCGGCGGGUUUCACAGGGGUGAUGUGUGAAACAGAUAUCAAUGAUUGCAUUGGCAACCCAUGCGAUAAUGGUGGGACAUGUAUAGACGUCAUCAAUGGAUAUUACUGUUCGUGUUUGAAUGGUUACACUGGUCUCAGUUGUGAAUCGGAUAUUGAUGAAUGUGUGAGUCGUCCCUGUCAAAACGGCGGGUUGUGCACAGACAUUUUAAAUGGUUUCAUUUGUACAUGCCCUACAGGAACAUCGGGAUCAACGUGUGACAUAAACUUUAACGAAUGUAACAGUAGUCCCUGUGAGAACGGUGCUACAUGUUAUGACGCCAUCAAUGGUUAUAGUUGUGGGUGUUCGACUGGCUAUACUGGUGUACAUUGUGAAACAGAUAUUGAUGAAUGUGUGAGUCGUCCCUGUCAAAACGGCGGGUUGUGCACAGACAUUUUAAAUGGUUUCAAUUGUACAUGCCCUACAGGAACAUCGGGAACGACAUGUGAAAUAAACUUUAACGAAUGUAACAGUAGUCCCUGUGAGAACGGUGCUACAUGUUAUGACGCCAUCAAUGGUUAUAGUUGUGGGUGUUCGACUGGCUAUACUGGUGUACAUUGUGAAACAGAUAUUGAUGAAUGUGUGAGUCGUCCCUGUCAAAACGGCGGGUUGUGCACAGACAUUUUAAAUGGUUUCAAUUGUACAUGCCCUACAGGAACAUCGGGAACGACAUGUGAAAUAAAUAUUGAUGAAUGUGUGAGUCGUCCCUGUCAAAACGGCGGGUUGUGCACAGACAUUUUAAAUGGUUUCAAUUGUACAUGCCCUACAGGAACAUCGGGAACGACAUGUGAAAUAAAAAUCAACGAAUGUGCUAGUGCGCCUUGCCAGAGUGGAGGAACAUGUACCGAUUUAAUAAACGGAUUUUCGUGCCUAUGCCCAGCUGACAAAUGGGGAAUUGUGUGCAACAUCGACCGUUGUUCAUCAGACCCCUGUCCAGCCAUGUAUCAAUGUAAUUUGGGGAACGGCACGUAUUCAUGUGAAGCAAGUGCCGCCAUGUACGCUCUGAUUGUGACGUCAGCGGUAUCAUCACUUGGGGUGGCAUCUUUUGUGGCAUUCAAAUUAUGGCGCCCAUCCGUUAAAGUAGAUCACUCAUGGUUAUCAAAUUACACUGAUGUCCGCAAACCAGACAACCAACCAAAGCAUGUCUUUACCAUGCAGAAAGAUCAGAAACAACAUCUAUUCGUCUAACACUUCCACAAGAUGUGAAAAUAUUUAUUAUUUAUCCAUGUCUUACUGAAACAAUGGCAUUUACUCCAACAAUUACUACUCUCCCACUCUUGUAGAUUGCAUUGCUUGCAUUACACUAGUUUAUCUCCUUCCUCUCUUCAGUCAAUGGUGGACACUGAAAAUUGAUAAUAUACCUGUAUAUGUAUCGCUUCAAAUCAUCUUACCAUAAGUGUCAAAGGCAACCUCAUGAUAAAAGCAUUCACAUUGGAUACUGUAAAAUACGAUAAUAUCGAAUCGUAAGUGCUUUUUAUGCUUCAAAAAGUACACAGUAGUGUGGCAGGUUGCUGACUCCUGUGGUUAAAUUCAGAACCUCAAAUUUAUUACAAGCUUAUUGUGUCAAAAUCCUUACACGAUUUAUGCACGUGUGUGUUAUUUGGUCACGCAUUUGUCCGUCUUCAGCGUGAUUUUCCGUUAUUUGGUCACGCAUUUGUCCGUCUUCAGCGUGAUUUUCCGUUAUUUGGUCACGCAUUUGUCCGUCUUCAGCGUGAUUUUCCGUUAUUUGAUCACGUUAUUGUCCGUCUUUAGUGUUUCAGCAAGACGCAUGGUGGAACUUCAAAUAACUCAUUCCGUGUACACUUAGAAGCAGUACUAUGCAGUCAACCGGAAGACGAUCUAUAUCAUAUACUUCUUGGACAACACACACUCAAAAAGGACAAAAUUACGUUUAGGAAACUAAAUUUCAAAUUCGUCAUCACUUCCUGUUCGCUUCAUAAUGGUUAUGCAAACAUCAAAUCAUGUAAACGGAUAGCUCUAAUCCUAGUCUUGCAAUUCUUUACUACUUGUAUGCUCUUUACUCUUUUUUGUGUAAAUUUAUUGUAUUUUGCAAUCCUCUUUGUAUCCUAUACAUGUGUACAAUGUAUAUGUAUAAUUAAUUGGCUGUAUAUUCACCUUAUUAAAUCAUU
Molecule: messenger RNA, 3362 nt
Organism: Ostrea edulis (European flat oyster)
Lineage: Eukaryota; Metazoa; Mollusca; Bivalvia; Ostreida; Ostreidae
Product: protein jagged-2-like
Exons: 20
Coding region: 1-2421 (806 amino acids)
Biological process (GO): heterophilic cell-cell adhesion; establishment or maintenance of epithelial cell apical/basal polarity
Cellular component (GO): protein-containing complex; plasma membrane
Molecular function (GO): calcium ion binding
Source: RefSeq, a predicted model, not a curated record